AUGCAGGUGUUGGCACAGUCACAGCUGCCUCACGGCCCUCAAGACUUUCAGCCGCAAGCACAGCAGGCGCAGCCUAAGCAGGAUGACCUAGGAAUCUUGAUAAUUGAUAAGUGUGCUUCUUUUAUCUGGGAGGUUGCGCAACAGCAGCUUAUGCAAGUCCAGCGCUUGGAGCAGAUGGCUCAUCAGCUUCAGGCUUCGAGUCUUUCCAGUCUGUCUUUCCGGCCCGAGCAGUCCACUCCCGCGGAGCGUACCUCAGACUUCGACCGGACCCUCCCGGCGCUGCCAGCGCCCCCAGGUGUAAUCCCGGGAGCGACGCCAGGAGCAACCUCGGCUUUUGAAACUGCUUCGGGUCCGGCAAAUGCGGCGAAAGUGGUUGAUGUGCUCACGCUGGCAACAGUAAGGGCUUACUUUCCCAUGGUUGUGGCACAGACUCUGUCGGCAGAUGCGGCAGCGCGCGCCUUCCAGAGAUUUGGAGAAGUAGUUGGCCUGGACAUGCAGAGCUGUAGGAGCAAGGGCGAAGUCAUCGUGACCUUCUCGGAGCCCAAAGCGGCACAGCGACUCCUCAUGGCUUUGAGCCCGGAGAGAGUUCUCGACUUCACCAACGAAUUCGCACCACCCGCGGUGGAGCGGCCAGACACCCUCGAAUCCGUUCUCUCUAGUACGAACGAGUUGUCAUCAACUCCGACAGCAUCGGUCGAGGAAGCAGGUCUAUUGAGAACUACCUUAGCCGCCGGCCGAAAUCCAGGAGAGGUACCGGAUUAUGCGACGCUCCUGGCGCCGACGCCAGGACGCCUACCCACUCCGUUCCGGACCUCCAUCAUACUCGGUGGAGUGCCAAAGACCUGUAGUUCCGAGCGGUUCCUGCACACCAUGAAGGGCUGCCAGCUGAUUACGAAGCUGAGGUUCUUCUACUUGCCCGUCGACAAACCACGUGGACGAGCAGUUGGCUACAUCUUUAUGGACUUCCAGCAAGCGACAGACAUACUGGAGUUCUGGGCUCGCCUUCAAGAGCUUUCGGAGGGAAUAGGUGGGCCGAAGGCCCUGCAAAGUCUUUACGUGAGCUAUUCGCGGAUUCAAGGCAGAGAUCAGCUCUUGGAGCACUUUGGUGGCUCAGACAUCAUGUUUGAGCCAGAUGCCAACAAACGUCCACAGUUCUUCUUUCCACAGGACUGA
Molecule: messenger RNA, 1173 nt
Organism: Symbiodinium pilosum
Lineage: Eukaryota; Dinophyceae; Suessiales; Symbiodiniaceae
Source: the annotation of a GenBank genome assembly